Molecule: messenger RNA, 495 nt
Organism: Symbiodinium pilosum
Lineage: Eukaryota; Dinophyceae; Suessiales; Symbiodiniaceae
Source: the annotation of a GenBank genome assembly
AUGAAUCGCUGCGUCCUUGCUCUGGAGGAAGUUGUGCUUCGACUGGGCCCAAAUUGGCGUGUUAGCCCUUUUGGCAGUGCCGCCAAUGGCUUUGGCACAAAGUUCUCGGACUUGGAUGCAACGUGCUAUGAGCUUCCACCCGAGGAGGGGAAGGAACCUGAGCAACCACAGCAGCCUGCAGCUGAAGUUCUAAGCGAGCGCCUCGCACCCUUGUUGCGGGAGCACCCGGAGUUUACCAUGGCGCAGGAGGUUUUACAUGCUCGCGUGCCCAUUCUGAAGCUGUGCUUUGAGGGCAAGUUGGAGGUGGACCUCUCGUGCCACAAUACGUUACCUCUUCAGAAUACCAAGUUGCUGAAGGCUUGCUUGUUCAUGUCCUUGCAUGUGGCAUUCAACGGGCAUGCUCCUCCUCAUCACGAAAGCUCCUUACAGGGAGCUUUGUUUGGUAGAGGGACGCCAAUGCCAAUUUCGUUGGCUCGGAGGGCCUUUUGGGGCUAA